Molecule: messenger RNA, 1496 nt
Organism: Pollicipes pollicipes
Lineage: Eukaryota; Metazoa; Arthropoda; Thecostraca; Pollicipedomorpha; Pollicipedidae
Product: dual specificity mitogen-activated protein kinase kinase dSOR1-like
Biological process (GO): protein phosphorylation
Molecular function (GO): protein kinase activity; ATP binding
Source: RefSeq, a predicted model, not a curated record
AUGAACUGUCGCUGGUCGCGCUGCGUCCUGAUUGGUUGCCUGUGUCGCCAGCUGAUCCACCUGGAGGUGAAGCCAGCCAUCAAGAACCAGAUCAUGCGGGAGUUGGAGGUGCUGAACCAGUGCUUCUCUCCACAGAUUGUCGGCUUCUUCGGGUCGUUUUACAGUGACGGGGAGCUGAGUAUAGGGAUGGAGUACAUGGACGGCGGCUCGCUGGACCUAGUGCUGAAGCAGAUAGAUCGGAUACCGGAGAAGAUCCUGGCCAAGAUCACCUCCGAGGUGCUGAAGGGCCUGUCGUACCUGCGGAGUACACAGAUCAUCCACCGGGACGUCAAGCCCUCCAACAUCCUCAUCAACAGCCACGGCGAGAUCAAACUCUGCGACUUCGGCGUGUCCGGCCAGCUGAUCGACUCCAUGGCUAACUCUUUUGUCGGCACGCGCAGCUACAUGUCGCCGGAGCGACUUCAGGUCCACUACUCGGUACAGAGCGACAUCUGGUCGCUGGGGCUGUCGCUGGUGGAGAUGGCGCUGGGGCUGUACCCGAUCCCGCCGCCCGACUACGCCACCCUGGCGCACAAGUUCGGCACGCAGUUCACAGAACGCGCGCCCAACCGGGUGGCCUCCCCGCUCGCCAAGUCGCCCAAGUCCGCGCCCAGUUCGGCCGGCGUGGGAAACGGCCGUCAGUUGGCGAUAUUCGACCUUCUGGAGCACAUCGUCAACGAGCCGCCGCCCAAGCUGCCGCAGGGCCUCUUCAGCGACGACUUCGUCAACUUCGUCGACAGCUGCCUGAAGAAGAACCCUGAGGAGCGGGCUGACCUCAAGUCUCUUAUAGUACACCCCUGGAUCCUGCGCGCGGAGCAGGAGAACGUGGAUAUCGCCGGCUGGAUCUGCAAGACCAUGAACCUCACGCCCACUUCCGCCACGCUGAAGCCGAAAUAGCGACGCGGGCACACUAGCGCCGCCUGCCGGCGGAAAGUUGGCGUACCUCGCCACCUGGGCGGCCGCCGCCGUCGCCGUGGCGCGUGUCGCCAGCGGAUCGGCAUUUUGGCGCGGUCCCGGCCGGUGUUUUGGCGCGCUCUGUCAGCGCCUGGUGGCGGGACUGGUCCGGGACGCGCGCCGUCGGGGCGGGGCCUCCCGGACGGACGGCUCCCGUGGGGACGCCACCGUCGCGUCGGCCGCGCCGCAAUAGCCGCAGAUGGAGUCUGAUGACGUUCCCGGGUGGUGGAGGCGGCACCCCACGGGCCGAGCCGGCCGACACUGCCGUGGGAGGCGAGAGCGGGCCGCGGUCUGCGGCCUGCCCGCCGUCAGGAGGGCCGGCGGACACUCCUGUCCCGGCCGGUCGGCGGGGUCUUUCCAUAUCGUGGCCAGCGCCGGCCACUCGCUUACGCGUCCCUCGACUGGUUGCCGGUUUUCGUUUGUAGUCGCGCUUAGCUUGCCCCCGCGUUGCGUCGUGGGUGCGUUUCUUGGUUUGCGUAGGACAGUCAAGGCAUCGAAUCAUC